AUGGCCCAGUACAGGAUGGAAGGCAUGAGCACCCUGAAGGCACGCAGCCCUCGAGAGAUCCCGCGCCAGGUCCUGCACUUCGGAGACAAGCUCGGAGAGGGAGAUUUUGGCACGGUUCACCUUGGCGAAGUGGCAGGACUCACGGACACGAAGGAGAGCAAUGGGCCGUGCAGGCAGGUCGUCCUCGCCGCCCUCAGGCAGGAUGCUUCUCCUGAAGUGCGCGAGGACACGUGGAGAGAGGCGCAGCUGCUGGCGACCUUGUCUGACCCCAACCUGGCCGGCCUGGUGGGCGUGGUCAGCCGGGACGACCCCCUGGUGCUCAUCAUAGAGUUUCUACCCCUGGGCGACCUCAACCAGUACCUCCGGCGACAUGUCCCGGACACUACCACUCCCAGGCUCAACCACAUGCGUCCCAUAAGUUAUGGUUCGCUUAUAUACAUGGCAACACAGGUUGCUUCUGGUAUGAAGUACCUUGAGGCUCACAAUAUCACCCACAGGGAUCUUGCUACCAGUUAUUUACGUGUAUUUUGCUUUACAUCCUUGUUCAUAUAUCCGGCCAACAUUGCAAUAUCUCUUCCCUGGACUGACAUUAAUCCACCUGCUAACUUGAUUUAUCCAAACCCUAACCCUCCAUUGGCUCUCUAG
Molecule: messenger RNA, 645 nt
Organism: Penaeus monodon (black tiger shrimp)
Lineage: Eukaryota; Metazoa; Arthropoda; Malacostraca; Decapoda; Penaeidae
Product: discoidin domain-containing receptor 2-like
Exons: 5
Coding region: 1-645 (214 amino acids)
Biological process (GO): cell surface receptor protein tyrosine kinase signaling pathway; multicellular organism development; protein phosphorylation
Cellular component (GO): signaling receptor complex
Molecular function (GO): ATP binding; protein tyrosine kinase collagen receptor activity; collagen binding
Source: RefSeq, a predicted model, not a curated record